Molecule: messenger RNA, 396 nt
Organism: Pediculus humanus corporis (human body louse)
Lineage: Eukaryota; Metazoa; Arthropoda; Insecta; Psocodea; Pediculidae
Product: Homeobox protein CHOX-7, putative
Exons: 2
Coding region: 1-396 (131 amino acids)
Biological process (GO): regulation of DNA-templated transcription
Molecular function (GO): DNA binding; DNA-binding transcription factor activity, RNA polymerase II-specific
Source: RefSeq, a predicted model, not a curated record
AUGUUGAUUGCAGACGGUCAAGCGAAUCAUCUUCACCUGUUCAACAAUCGGCAACAACCAAAGAAGAAGAGAAAAUCAAGGACGGCAUUUACGAAUCAUCAGAUAUUCGAAUUGGAAAAAAGGUUCCUCUAUCAGAAAUAUUUAUCGCCCGCGGAUAGAGACGAAAUAGCGGGCGCAUUGGGUUUGUCAAACGCUCAGGUCAUAACGUGGUUUCAGAAUCGUCGAGCAAAAUUAAAAAGAGACAUGGAAGAAUUGAAAAAAGACGUGGAAUCCGCGAAAAUACUCACGGCUCACAAAUCAUUUUUGGAAAACGUGCAAGAUCUCGGAAUAUUGAAAAAGAAAAACGUACCAAGAUUGGAAAAUAGGAAAGACGUGGCAUUAGAAAACCGUCAUUAA